Abrus precatorius (Indian licorice) is the source of this 4623-nucleotide messenger RNA. Its product is annotated as protein OBERON 4. NCBI's taxonomy places the organism in Eukaryota, Viridiplantae, Streptophyta, Magnoliopsida, Fabales, Fabaceae. The record is from RefSeq and is a predicted model, not a curated record. Bases 539 to 4138 code for a protein of 1199 amino acids. Gene Ontology annotation, cellular component: nucleus. The transcript has 2 exons.
CAAGUGCGUUCUAUUUUUAAAACCCACUAGCAUGCGCCGGUGACGCGCAAAGCGCACCCCACAUUUCGCUUUUGCUUUUCCGACCUCACGCAUGACCAGUGCGUUGUGCGCACUUUGCGUAUCAAAGUCCAACACUUUCUCUCUCAUCAGUAGUUGUUAAACUGCGUUGACUGAGAUAAAUCCCACACCUUUUUUUCCCUCUUCUUUUCCUUCUUUUCUCUUUUCCCAAUUACUAUUAUGAACCCACCGCCACCACUAGCCGGAAGUCCUUCGCCGGUACCUUUUUCCGAUCACCGCUUCUUUCUCCGUUAAGUUAAAUAUUCUUCGCUAUUUGAUUCCUUCAACACGCAGCUUCUGUUUUGUUGUUGCGUUGGUUUCGAACUAGGGUUCCGGAAACCCUAGGUGCUAUUUCUGCAUCUGCUCCAUGAGUUUCGGAGGUAUUUUCUUGGAGUUUUUGAGAUUGAGGUCGUUCAUAUAAUAGAUAGCUGUUCGCUCGUUCUGCGUUUUGGUGAUUCUGUGUUGGGGUUGGGUUUCGGAUAUGAAGAGAUUGAGGUCCAGCGACGAUCUCCACUCGUACGGCGACAAGAAUGCCUGCAAGGAUUCGAAUCUGAAUCGGUCCUUUUCCUCUGCGCAGCGAAGCUUUUACUACAAACCCGAUAAUGCGCGCAAGGGUUUGCCGUCGUCCUCGUCAUCGCGCUACGACAGGGAUCGGACGGCGGAGGAGGAUCGGGAGAGUUCGAGGUUGGUUCGUAAGCGAUCGGAGCAUGAUUUCGAGGGUUUUGAUCGGAGGAAGGGGUUCGAUCGGUAUAGAGACGGCGGUUAUAGCGGUGGGGGAGGGGAUAGGAGUUUGAUUCACCGGUCGGAGAGUUUCUGUGGUUCGAGGAGGGAGUUUCCGAAGGGGUUCCGGUCGGAGAGAGACCGGUCUAGAAGGGAGGGAAGCGUGUCGUCCUGGCGGAGAGGUUUGAAGGAUUUCGAUGAGAGUGGGAGAGGGAGUAGAGUUUCUGUGGAGGACAGAGUAGUGCGUUCCCCUAAGGGUUUGAGGGAUGUGAAGUCUCCUACGUGGUCGAAGGAUUCUGAGAGUGAGCAAUCUAAGAAGAGAUCUUCUUCUCCUAGAGUCUUGAGAGAUGCCAAAUCCAAGUCCAAGUCUCCCACUUGGUCUAAGGAUUCAGAGAGCGAGCAAUCCAAGAGUGAACAAUCUAAGAGCGUUGAGGUGAAGAAAACUGAGGAGUUGCAGGUUCAGAGUGGAAGCAGUAGUGAAAUGGAAGAAGGGGAGCUGGAACCUGAACCCCUUCCUCCAACUGAACCCCAAGCGGCUCCUAAAGAUGCCCCUAUUAUUGCAAGUGAAGACCUUCCCUCUGUCCCUUUGGGAACUGAUGAUGACAAGCUUGUUCAGAAUGAAUGCCACCUUAAGGACAUAGAUACUGCCAUGGAUGAAGGACAGGGUUUAUCGAGUAAGGAGGAGGUGAAAUCCAAUGAGGAGGUUGAUUCUAAAGUGCAAGAUCCGGAGAAAGAAGCUGAUAAGCUGCCAGAUGUUCAAGAUGAUACAACUGAGAAAAUGCUUGUUACUGAGACUGAUCGGGACACUGUGAGUAAUGGUGAUGAUAAAAAAGAGGAGUGUUUGGAUGCUGAUACUGAGUGCAAGGAGGAAACAAACAAGGGUGAUGAUGCGGAGGAGGAAUUGUUUGAUGAGGAGGAGCGGAAGGAGGACAAGGGUUUGGAUCUAGAAACCAGCACAGAUGUUGGCAAACCUGAGUUAAAUGAUGAAGUGUCACCAGAAAAUGAUGUUCCCAAGGAAGUAAAUAGAGAAAUGAUGGAGGAGAGUAUGGCCAACAAUGCAAAGGAUAAAGGCAAAGGCGUCUCUGUUGCACCUACUGAUACUGAUGUUGCUCAUUCUUCAGAAGAUGGCCUGUGGAUUGACAGAGGAUCAAGAGAUAUCGCUACAUGUUCUGUUGAUGUCAUAGAAGGUCCAAGCACAAGGGGAUUUGAGUUGUUUUCCAGAUCUCCUGUUAGAAAAGUGGAGAAAGUAGAUAAUGCAGUUCUCAACAAGCAGAAGGAUGACAUGGGGCAGCUUGAUCUCACUCUUAGCUUGCCAAAUGUUCUGUUACCUAUUGGUGCUCAUGAGAGUGGUGCUUGCGAGACAACAACGCAAGCCCCUGGAUCCCCCAGUCAAGCACGGAGUGUGCAGUCUUUAAGUAAUACAUUUUGUACAAACUCAGAUGGUUUUACUGCAUCGAUGUCUUUUUCAGGUUCCCAAUCAUUCUAUCACAAUCCAAGCUGUUCUCUAACAAAAAAUUCUGUGGACUAUGAACAAUCUGUUGGUAGUCGCCCUUUAUUCCAGGGAAUAGAUCAACUUUCCCAAGGAUGCUGGCAAGGUCAAUCUCAGAGCGAUCCUAAACAGAAAGAAGUUCCUUUUGGUCAGAAAUCUUUGGCGAAUGGAAAUGGCUCCUUUUAUCAGUCUCCAUCAUGGGGUGUUUUAGACAGUCAAGCUGUGAAAGGUCAACAUUCUAGGGUUCUAGAAGGUAGCUCAAAGAUGGGCUGUGGACUUGACAGGCAAUUAAGUUUUCAUAAGCAGUUGUCAGGACAGUCAAGACGCCAUGACGAUGUUAGAUCUCCUUCACAGAGUGUUGGGUCGCAUGAUAUUGGAUCAAAUUACAGCUUUGAGAAAAAGAGGGAGGCCAGAGAUAGGAAUGGUGGUAGUCUGUAUAGAACUACCAGCCAGAAGGAACACGAACAACUUCUGAUGGGUGGAGCUGAUUUUGUUGAGACGAUCAUUGCAAAAAUAGUUUCUGAACCUGUGCAUACAAUGUCCAGAAAGUUCCAUGAAAUGACUGGGCUGUCCAUAGUUUGUCUGAAAGAGGGUAUUCGAGAAAUCAUGCUCAAUCAAGAUAAGCAUGGGCAGAUACUUGCUUUUCAGAAAGUUCUGCAGAACAGGUCCGAUAUAACCUUGGAUGUCCUGCUGAAGUGCCACCGUGUGCAACUGGAAAUUUUGGUUGCUUUAAAAACUGGUUUGACUCAUUUUCUUCACCUUGACAACAGCAUGUCAUCUUCUGAGUUAGCUCAAAUUUUUCUGAACUUGAGAUGUAAGAAUAUUUCCUGUCGAAGUCAGUUGCCUGUGGAUGAAUGUGAUUGCAAGGUUUGUGCGCAGAAGAAUGGUUUUUGCAGGGAAUGUAUGUGCCUUGUGUGUUCUAAGUUUGACAAUGCCUCAAAUACAUGUAGUUGGGUUGGAUGUGAUGUUUGCCUUCACUGGUGCCAUACUGACUGUGGACUACGGGAAUCUUAUAUUAGAAAUGGGCAUAGUACUACUGGGUCAAAAGGGAUGACCGAGAUGCAGUUUCACUGUAUUGCUUGUGAUCAUCCUUCUGAGAUGUUUGGCUUUGUCAAGGAGGUGUUUCAUAAUUUUGCAAAAGAAUGGUCAGUCGAAACCCUUUGCAAAGAACUUGAAUAUGUAAAGAGAAUAUUUUCUGCUAGCAAGGAUAUGAGAGGGAGACAGCUGCAUGAGCUGGCAGAGCAAAUGCUACCAAGAUUGGCAAAUAAGUCUAAUCAUCCUGAGGUUUUGAGGCAUAUCAUGUCUUUCCUUUCCGAUGGUGAUUCUUCCAAAUUAGCCAUGACAACGAACUUUUCUGGGAAGGAACAAAUUAAAGAAAACAAUGGAGUAGCUGGGCCCAGCCUGGAAGCUGCUUGGAUGAAAUCUAUUUAUUCAGAAAAGCCACCUCUGUUAGAAAGGCCUGCUAACAUCCUCCCUGGCUAUGAUCAGAAUGAUAAAAGGACGCAUGCGCAAGAUUUGCAGAUGAGUAGUAACCAAAAAGACUUCUGUUUUGAUGAAUUGGAGAGUAUAGUAAAAAUUAAACAAGCAGAGGCUAAAAUGUUUCAAUCACGUGCUGAUGAUGCUAGAAGAGAAGCUGAAGGGUUGAAACGCAUUGCCCUAGCAAAGAAUGAGAAAAUUGAAGAAGAAUAUACCAAUCGAAUUGCCAAGUUGCGAUUGGCUGAGACUAAUGAAACGCGUAAACAAAAAAUUGAAGAACUCCAAGCACUAGACAGGGCACAUCUGGAGUAUUUGAACAUGAAAAGGAGAAUGGAGGCAGACAUCAAAGAUCUGUUAUCCAAAAUGGAAGCUACUAAAAUGAGCCUUACCAUGUGAUCAGAUCAAAACAAUUCUAGGAUAGUCCUUUCAGGUAAAUGUAAUAUGCCCCAUCCUGAAAAUUUGUAGGUUCUGAUGCCACCUUAUUGUUGUGAGCUACUGUAGUUCCUGAUCCGUAGUUGUAUCUAUUUGUUGUUGUAGUCCAUUUUGCUUUUAAGCUUCUAACCAAAACAUGUAGAGGUCAUCACAGCAGUUAUUAGUCUUGUCAAACAAUCUCAGUUAUGAAAGCAAUUUAAAAUAGAUUAUCAUUAAAACGCACUUACAAGAAUGCUCAGCAUGUGCCUGGAUAUGCUGUACAGGCUUUUUUUGUACUGACUGUCAGCAGAUGAAAGUUAUAAAAUUGUAACCUUGGUGGCUGACUCCAUUACUGUAUUUCAUGGUUAUCCAUGCACACGGGUAAAUAGCUGGGCUUUUUACAUCCCCUUCUGUAGAGAAAUUUCUGACAACUUACGAACUUGGUAAAAAAUAAACAAUUUUCUGUUUCU